UAUAUAAGUAUACACUUGUGCAUAUAAACGGAAAUAAAAGCAAAAGUGCUCAGCGAAAAGCAAAGCACAGGAAGUUUAUAGAUUGAAUCUGCGUGAAAAUAGCAUAUCAGGAUACUGCUGUGAGCAAUACUCAGUGAUACUAAGUAAAGCGGAAUACGUACAGACGCAUACAAUUACCGUAAGCAAUAACUAAAAAUAGACGAAUAACGACGCAACAGAAGCACUAGUCAAGCCAGGAUCUCCAAAGAGCUGCGUCAUAUUUUCCAACACAAAUUUAACGGUUACGGAGUGUUUGGACGAUAUUUAAAACAUAUAGAGAAUAAAAAAAAAAAUAAUAAAAAAUUUUUCAAUCAAGCCUAAUUGUUGUGAAAUCGACCGAAAACUCAACGCCUGGCAUAUAUUAUAUAUACUAUAUAAACAUAUACAUACAUAUCACUCCACAGCAAGGACAAAAAAAGCAAUAACAGCAGCAAGAUAUUAGACUAAAAAUAACGCAGAUAAAACAACGUCAAUGUCAAGCUAGUACAGAGCAUGCGUCAAAUUUAUUCAUUGCCAAAGUGUGGGUGUUAAGGAUACAGGAUAUUUGGAUACUAGAUGCAUAUACGACGUGCAUAUUUUUAAUAAACAUACAUACACGUAUAUAAAACACGAAUGCAUAUUAACCUGUGCUCAUAAAAGCGCGGCAGCAAAACCAUUCCGAAAAACCGAAAUAAACCUAACAGCCGAAUAGCGUGCAGUAAACAGCGAGCGUCAGAGCGGAACGACAAGUCCAAAAGCGACGAAUCUGCAUUCCAACAAUUUUAGACGAAAAACGUCAACCAACGACGGCAGUAGUGCAACACUAUUUCCAUGUAAAAACAUACAAAAUUACAUUGACAAUAACAUUCGAAGGACAUUGAAGGAGCAGUGCAAACAUACAUAUAGACAUUUCACGAAGAAAACUAUGCAAUAUAAAGUGAUAAGAGGAGUCUCGAAAGCAGUUUGAAGAAAAAAAAAUCAAGUCAAACGAAGAAUUAAAAGGAAAACAAAGUUUAAACGAAAAAUAAGUGAUUUGAAAAUAUUUUCAAAAAUAAGUUAAAAUAAAAUUUUUUCACUUAAAGACACCACCAAAUUUUUCUUGCUAAAAACUCCAACGCGAGCAUUCCAAAGAUAUAAAAAUUAAAAAAAAAGAUUUCUCUUUUGAAAAAAAUUAUUAGUUACGUGUAACAAAACUGCAAGUAGCUUACGAAACAAUUUUACCUAUACUAUAUAGCAAGCGAAGGGAAUCUCUGCAAGACUACUUGUUAUUCCAUAUAAAAACUAUCCGCAAAGUAUUAAAUAAUUUUGAACGUAUAAAAAAAUUUGCAGAAAAUUCGUAGAUUAAAAAUUAUAAAUAAAUACAAAUAAAAAGUAAAACAAAAAAGAACAAUCAAACAAUAUGUCAUCAACUUCUGCAGAAAAUGCGCCUGCCAAAGGUGGCGUUAAGGAGGAGAGUGCACAUCUGUUGGAGGCGGCAGAGACCGGUGAAAAAUAUGGCUCGAAUAAAGCGGAUCAGGAGAAUUUACUCGGCAGCAGUAUGGUGCACGGUGCAACUCAGUCCAAUUCCAAGACUCUACCACAAUAUGUGGCCGCCUUAUCAGCUGCCGGUGGUGCCUUCGCCGCCGGUACACUGCUCGGUUGGACAUCACCAGCAGAGGUGAAAAUCAAUCAAGGCGCCUACGAUUUUCACAUUAGCAAAGAUGCCUUCUCAUGGAUCGGCUCGGCCAUGACAUUGGGUGCGGCAUGUGUUUGCAUACCGAUUGGUAUACUCAUCAAUUUGAUUGGACGUAAAAUGGCCAUGUUAUUAUUGGUGAUACCCUUCACUAUCGGUUGGUGUAUGUUGAUUUGGGCGCAAAAUGUUAUUAUGAUGUAUAUUGCACGUUUCCUGUUGGGUAUCUCUGGUGGUGCAUUCUGUGUUGCCGCACCCAUGUACACCGGUGAGAUAGCGCAAAAGGAAAUUCGUGGCACACUUGGCAGCUUCUUUCAACUCAUGAUAACGGCUGGUAUAUUGUUUGUCUAUGCCAUUGGAGCUGGUCUCGAUGUAUUUUGGAUUAGUCUUGUUUGCGGUUUGAUACCAUUGGUAUUUGGUGCAAUAUUCGUUUUCAUGCCGGAGUCACCAACUUAUUUGAUUAUCAAAAAUAAAGAUGAAGAUGCUAUCAAAUCCAUACAAUGGUUACGUGGCAAGGACUAUGAAUAUAAGGCCGAAGUUGAAGAAUUGCGCGAGACUCAGGAAAAAAUUAAGGAAAAUCAAGUAUCAUGGAUGGUCGGUCUGUCACGUCCCGUUACACGCAAGGCUUUAUUUGUCAGCUUGGGUCUCAUGUUCUUCCAGCAAUUGUGCGGUAUUAACGCUGUCAUCUUCUACUCUGCGAAAAUUUUUGAGGACGCCAACACCGGUAUUGAUGCAAAUCUCUCAACUAUUGUCGUUGGCAUCAUGCAAUUCAUCGCUACCUUCUUAUCAACCAUUGUGGUGGACAAACUUGGCCGCCGUCUGCUGUUGCUCACCUCCGCUAUCAUCAUGGCGCUCUCACUCAUUUCGAUGGGCGUCUACUUCUACAUGCAGGAUCAGGAUGAACAAUCUGUAGCCAAUCUCGGUUGGUUGCCCGUUGUCAGUUUGUGCGUUUUCAUUGUACUCUUCUCCAUCGGUUUCGGUCCAGUGCCAUGGUUGAUGAUGGGUGAAGUAUUUGCUGCUGAUAUAAAGGGUGUCGCUGGUUCCAUUGCUGGUACAACCAACUGGACGUUGGCCUUCAUUGUGACGAAGACAUUUGUGAAUUUAACCGAUUCGAUUGGUAAAGGUCAGACAUUCUGGCUAUUCGCUAGCAUUAUUAUUGUUGGUGUAUUCUUUGUUUACUUCGUUGUGCCCGAGACGAAGGGUAAGAGUUUGAAUGAGAUUCAAGCGGAGUUGGAAGGCAAGAAGCCGAAUAAUACAACGCCAGCAACGCCAAAUGGCGCCGUUUAAAUGAAGUCGGAAAGAGAGUGGCAGAGAAGGAGAGAUGAAGAACGGCAGAGUUGCAGCAUUGCAUAAUUUCAAAAGUCAUAUUUAUCAAAAAACAAAAAAAAAAUAAA
Ceratitis capitata (Mediterranean fruit fly) is the source of this 3081-nucleotide messenger RNA. RefSeq names its product facilitated trehalose transporter Tret1-2 homolog (gene nebu). Lineage: Eukaryota; Metazoa; Arthropoda; Insecta; Diptera; Tephritidae. Gene Ontology annotation, biological process: transmembrane transport; carbohydrate transport. The coding region runs from base 1418 to 2974 and encodes 518 amino acids. The transcript has 4 exons. Gene Ontology annotation, molecular function: sugar transmembrane transporter activity. Gene Ontology annotation, cellular component: membrane. The record is from RefSeq and is a predicted model, not a curated record.